Gaeumannomyces tritici R3-111a-1 is the source of this 699-nucleotide messenger RNA. RefSeq lists its product as hypothetical. Lineage: Eukaryota; Fungi; Ascomycota; Sordariomycetes; Magnaporthales; Magnaporthaceae. The coding region runs from base 1 to 699 and encodes 232 amino acids. The record is from RefSeq and is a predicted model, not a curated record. The transcript has 4 exons.
AUGGUGAACAACAGCUUCAAAGCCGGCGACACGAUAUCCACAGAGCUUAAGGUCCACGGAGUACUAUACGAAAUACAGGCGGAUGUUCUAUACGACGACGAGCCCGACAGACUUUACCAGCACAUCUUCGUCACGCCUCGGCGCGUCCUGGCGAAGCCAGCGAGCGGCACUGGGAAGGGGACCUGGGAAAACUGGAACACCAACGAAGACGUGCAGACUUCGAUUGCGGUCGAGAGAAAAAGCGUAUGGCGCAUCCCAACCUCAAGGGAGGAAGACAGCGAGGAGGCAGUCGCGACUCCUACGGACCGGCACAAGAAGGGCAGCCCCGAUAAUUUACAGGCGGCUGCUGCACCGGAGCCCCAAAUCACAACACCACGCUUAACGCCUGACCGGGCAAUGUCGUACGCGUUUCUCAAAGACGAGCCUGCUGCCUCUACAAUGUACGAUCCCAGCUCGCCAAGCGUCAAGAUAGAGAUUCAGGGGAGAGUGUACAAGGACGAAGACCCGGCGGAAGCUGGGCGGAUCCUAGUCAAGAUUGAAAAGUUCCGGCUCAGGUUAACGUUAAACACGGAAGAAAGCCACAACACACCAAUGCAGCCCUAUGCAAGUCUAACAAACCACGUAUAUAUCAAGAGGGACAUACUGUGGUACAUACCAGAGGUCCAAUGGCGAGAAUAUUGCGGCGAAGACGAGCGGUGA